GUCAGAACAAAACCCGAAGGCAAUCCAGCGAUAUUACGACUCUCCAGAGACGGGAUUCGGGGAAGAUAAAAGCGGUAUAGCGAGAAGGAGCUAUUUGGGGAUUCGGUCCUGCAAACUGCAGCCGGCGAGGAUCCAUUGGUCUAUCACGGUGCAUCACAGCGUACUCCUGCGCACACCACAGUGAAUCGGACGAAAAAGACUGUGUGCAGCGUUGUUCCAACACGAUGCUCCUCCUCACCUAGGUCUUUAAAGCGCCCUAAUGCCCACAAGACAACUUGGACCAUCUUCAUUGCCCCAACUUCCGCCGAUUCUUUCCCUCAAUAUCCUUAUCCGCGCUUGCCUUCCUUGUCCUCAAAGCCGCCCUCAUGGAUUCUAGCAGCAGCCAGAGUCCCAAGGCAGCAUCUCCAACACCGGCCACUGCCCCCGCGCCAUUGCUUAGCGCCGAGGCAGCAGCUGCGGUUGGUAUUCUCCCUGCAUCGCAUUGGGCUGAUCAACCGCUCCCCGAGGAACAUGCAGACGAUGAUACGGCUUCUACGAUUGGAUCGGUUCUCUCCAGCACCGCUUCCUUGAGCAGCACCAUUCUCCAAUACCGUACCCACCAUGGCAGAACUUACCAUGGCGAUAUCGGUAAUGCCGAGGGCUGGGAGCCCAACGACGAGCGUCACCUGGAAUCCAUGGAUAUUGCCCACCAUUGCUUCACAGUGUGCUACGGCGGAAAGCUUUUCCUGUCCCCUCUUAACACGAAGAAGGUUCAGAAGGUAGUCGAUAUUGGAACGGGCACAGGCUUGUGGGCAAUCGAUUUUGCCGAUGAAUUCCCCCACGUGGAGGUUAUUGGUACGGACAUCACCCCCAUCCAGCCUUCGUGGGUACCUCCCAACGUCCAGUUCGAACUUGAGGAUUGCAACCAGGAAUGGACCUGGGCCGACAAUACCUUCGAUUUUAUCAAUAUACGCAUGUUAAUUGGUGUCGUUGAAGACUGGUACGCCCUCUUCCGCCAGGCUUAUCGGACCUGCAAGCCAGGCGGCUAUGUCGAGAGCUUCGUUUGUUCCUGCCAUUUCGUAAGCGACGAUGGGUCUAUAAAGCCAGGCACCGCCUUAGACCAAUGGGGCAACAUUUGGGCUCAGGGCGGCAAGAAAUUCGGAAGAACGUUUGAUAUUUAUGAAGAAGAUUUGCAGAGGAAGGGGAUGGAAGCGGCUGGCUUUGUCGAUAUCGACUUCAAGGAUAUGAUGGUCCCGAUUGGCGUUUGGCAUCCGGAUAAGGACGCUGCAGAACGCGGACUUUGGUGGAAGAUGACGCUUGAUAUGGAUCUUGAAGGAUAUCUCAAUUAUGUCUGCCACAGUCUGCUAGGCUGGAAGCCAGAAGAGACCAAAGCCUUCUGCGCCCAUUGUAAGAAGGAGUGGAAUGAUCCCAACAUUCAUGGCUACGUCAUGGCGCGUAUCGUAUGGGGCCGGAAGCCAGAGUAAGAGUGGUGGUGCUCGCGAGGAAGUUUUGGAUGAGAGGGGGGAACCACCGCAUGUGCAGCAGGCGCAGGACAGGCAAGGCAGCCCCCCGGGGUGCGUGAUGCCAUUGUCGACAUGGGAGGCGGCGGGUGUGACCUCGGUCGGGCAUGAAAGAGCGGACGAUUGAGUUGUUGAGAGUGCUGCUUGUUUGGGGAUGUAAAGAAAUUUCAGAUUUACGAUUUGACGAAACAGUGACGGAUUUGCAGACAGAUGUGGCGUUCCAGGAUACGAAAUGAAACUUGCGAUGCUGUGUUUGAUGUGAUACCUUGAGACCAAGUUCUACGAGAGUUAUGACGGGGUCA
Molecule: messenger RNA, 1801 nt
Organism: Neurospora crassa OR74A
Lineage: Eukaryota; Fungi; Ascomycota; Sordariomycetes; Sordariales; Sordariaceae
Exons: 4
Coding region: 366-1463 (365 amino acids)
Molecular function (GO): methyltransferase activity
Source: RefSeq, a predicted model, not a curated record